Molecule: messenger RNA, 2232 nt
Organism: Daphnia magna
Lineage: Eukaryota; Metazoa; Arthropoda; Branchiopoda; Diplostraca; Daphniidae
Product: glutamate-gated chloride channel
Exons: 11
Coding region: 293-1738 (481 amino acids)
Biological process (GO): nervous system process; regulation of membrane potential; chemical synaptic transmission
Cellular component (GO): synapse; neuron projection; membrane
Molecular function (GO): extracellular ligand-gated monoatomic ion channel activity; neurotransmitter receptor activity; chloride channel activity
Source: RefSeq, a predicted model, not a curated record
GUUGGAGUCAAGGUAUAACAAGGAGGCUGCGCUACACUGCCCCAGUGCGGAUCGUCUACGAACGAGGAGGAGGGUGGAGGCAACGAAGAGAACGACGGAAGAUUCUAGCUGCUACGAUUUACCACAACGUCAGUUACACGGUCACGCUCGUACAGACGACUCGCUUCUCUAUUCACGCUCUGAUUCUUCAGCGCUUGAGUUUUCUUUUCCCUUGGCGGGGAGUUUCACGUAAUUAUCACACCCAAGUUCAACGUCUGACUACGAAAGUCCUGUUCGUUCACGUCCGCAAAAGAUGCCUCCGGGUACCGGUGGAAUGAAAAAGACGACCGGUCCUGUCUGGCUUUUCUUCGUCUGUUUGACAAUUGUACUGCCGAUCGUUUUGGCUCAAAUUCCGCAGGCCAAGACUAAUGUCCGUGAAAGGGAAAAGCAAAUUCUGGACAAAAUCCUUCAACCGAUCGUUUACGACCGGAGAAUCCGUCCGUCGGGCGCAAACGGAACAGAUGGACCAACCAUUGUCGACAUCAAUUUGAUGUUCCGCAGUUUCCCGACCAUCAGCGAUAACAAAAUGGAAUAUUCAACCAUUUUGACGUUCCGUGAAGAAUGGCUCGACGAGAGGCUGAAGUAUAGCGAUUUCAACGGCAAAAUUAAAUAUCUUACGCUGACCGAUCCCUACAAAGUCUGGAUGCCCGAUCUGUUCUUCUCCAAUGAACGCGAGGGACAUUUUCACAAUAUCAUCGUUCCCAACGUUUACGUCCGCAUCUUCCCGAAUGGCGCCGUACUUUACAGUAUUCGUAUAUCACUGACGUUAUCGUGUCCGAUGAACCUCAAGCUGUACCCGCUCGACAGACAAACAUGCACUCUCUCCAUGAUCAGCUACGGAUGGACUACCGAAGACCUGGUCUUCCAGUGGAAGCAGAUCGAUCCGGUUCAAGUGGCGAGAAACAUGCAUCUUCCCCGUUUCAUCCUUGAAAAGUUCCAGACUGAUUUAUGCAACAGCAUAACCAACACAGGCGAAUAUUCGUGCCUGAAAGUGAACUUGCUGUUCAAACGCGAGUUCUCCUACUACUUGAUCCAGAUCUACAUUCCUUGCUGUAUGCUGGUCAUCGUCUCGUGGGUUUCAUUUUGGCUGGAUUCGAAUGCCGUUCCGGCUCGCGUUUCCCUGGGAGUCACCACUCUACUAACCAUGGCUACCCAAACUACUGGCAUCAAUAACUCCCUGCCUCCCGUCUCCUACACUAAAGCUAUCGACGUAUGGACGGGUGUUUGCUUGACUUUCGUGUUUGGUGCUCUGCUCGAGUUCGCCCUGGUCAAUUACGCAUCUCGUUCUGAUGCUCACAGAGAGAAGCUCAAGAAACAAAGACGUCAGUGGGAAAUGGAACGAGAACGGGACCAACAAGCGAUGGUGAUGGAGGCCGCUGCAGCUGCGGCCGUCGUGGAAAGCCGCAUGGACGACGGAUCAACUACGUUUGCCAUGAAACCGUUGCCACGGUUGAGAAAUGACGGUAUUACAUUGGACAAGUCACGCCCUUUGCAUUCGUCUUAUGAUUUUCAUCUCGGCAUUCGGAGCUCUUCGGUGGGAAACAAUUCGAAUUGUUGGCGAUCGUGGAUCUCAAAAUUUCCGUCACGCUCUAAGCGUAUCGACGUUAUUUCGCGCAUCAUCUUUCCGGUUAUGUUCGCACUUUUUAAUUUGAUCUACUGGUCGACCUACCUCUUCCGCGAAGGCAGCGAAGAAGAGUAGGAAAAAGGUAGUUUAAAGCGGAGCAAUUGGAUAAGAGAAACUCGUGUCCCGCUCUCUUCCGUUGUUUUCAGGACACUGAUGUCACGCUCAACCAUUUUGCCAAAGCCAAAGAGGUUGAUUUCAAAACAGGAAAUAAAAAAAAGUAUUGACAACACUGCUCAGAUUUUUGAAUUUCUAUAUGCUGUAAUGACGGUUAACCGCCAACUCGCGUACCAAAGGAAAUCUAUUCGAUUCAAAUAAUUUUUUUUUAAACUUGUUGCUAUCUCGUGACAAUCUUCCCCAACAAAAACGGAUUUUACAAACUGAUGGAUUUAAAUCAGCCGUGUAUUCUUAUAAGCGCCCUCACGAAAGUACAUAACUUUACCAAUCUGUUGUAUGUUCAACGUUUAUAUCAAAUCAUUUGGCUAUUGUGUCCCCCGUUCCGGUGUCUCCCUCGUUGCUAUUCGAUGAUAUUCAGGAACAAACACAAAUUCAAUACACACAAUGUAUUCUCA